This is a messenger RNA of Acaulospora morrowiae, 468 nucleotides long. The record is from the annotation of a GenBank genome assembly. Lineage: Eukaryota; Fungi; Glomeromycota; Glomeromycetes; Diversisporales; Acaulosporaceae.
AUGAAGACCAGCAACAUGUUCUCACGUAACCGCAGGAUUCACAACCCGUUCAAGAGAAGAAACUCAGCAAGCAAGUCACAACAUUCACACAGUGUGCAUCAGCAGAACAUCAUAAGCGCGCUCGGAGGAAUUCCCCAUGAUUUUGAUUUCGAUUUUCAAUCAGCAACAGAGACACCAACGGUCUAUUCUUCAAGGAGGAGUUCGAUCUACAGCUUGGAUUCAGUGUCGGGUCCAAGAUUAGGUCCAAACCAUCAUGUAUACGCCUACUAUCAGACUUCAAACCAAGUGGACUCAGAAAGGCAUCACCACCAUCAUCAUAGCAACAACCAGUGUUGUCACAACGUGAAUUGCAAGCAGCACAAGAGCAAGAGAAACAGUUCAGAUUCUUACAAUCCGAGGCGUAGUUUCACCGGUUUCAAGCUUUGGUUGAGGUUAACCUGGGUGAAGGUGGGAAGGACCUUCCGUUAA